GUUUAUUAGAUCAUUUGUUUGGUCUCAUAGCAACAGACAAACUACAGUACUUCAAACUGCAGCUACCUUGGCAUUCCGAUUGUUGUUACUGAGGGGCUGUCAGCCUAAAGAGUUCCUUUGCUAAUGUUCCACAAUCAACAUGGCAUCCAUUCAACAGCGAAGGAAAUACCAACCUUUCAACAACAAAGAGAUUUCAGAAGCUCCAAAACCUAUUGAAAGUUAUUUGGUUGGAAAAUUGCUUCAGAAAGAAGUCAAAAUACACCAUGGUCAUUUUGCUGCUGAGUCAAUGAAACAAAGCUAUGCAGAUGUAUUAAGUAAAGAUAGAAAGACAGAGGCUGCAGCUUCAAGCCCAAAGCAGAGGCUGAUUGAUGACAUCUUAGCCAGGCGUAGCAUUCAGCAGUUUGAUAAAGAAAUACAAGAUAGUGACAAUGAAAGGAUACUCAAGGAAGAGGAAGACCAUAUCAAGAGAGAGCUCUGGGCGCUUCAUUUACAGAAGAAUCGUCAUGAAUUUAUUGUGGCCCCACACCCAGGCAACGACCAUGAGCUUCAGGCUCGUAUACAACAGCGAAUGGAGAGUCUACCUGCCAUGGAGGCCAGAGUAAAAAAAAUGAGAGAAGAACUUGAGAGGGAGAAAUUGGCUGAAACAACUGUACCAACCCAAACAAGUCACAUCAAAACGGUUCAUCGACUAUUCAAUGAGGUGGUGGAUGAGAUAAUGGAUGACAAUCUUUCUUUGUCAAAACGGACAGAUCACUUCACCGAGCAACACUCGUGGAAACAGAAGCAGCAGGUUGAAAGGGUGAUGGAGGAGGUCCUAACAGAUCGGGUCAUCAGCCUCAUUAUGGAGCAGAUUGUCUUGGAGUCUACUUUGGAGUUUUCAAAGGAAAUUGCUCAUGCAUUAUAUAAUGUGAACAAAAUGUGUCAAGCCUUAUCCUUUGAUGUCAUUUUAAACUCUGCUCAGGAAGCUGGCAAAAAAGACCUUGGAAAGGAUCAACCAGGAAAUCCUUCUGAAAACCUGGUCCACAUUCUGCUGCAACAGCAGAGAGACAGGCAGCGACACAGAAAAGAAACAUGGAGCCACACCCAAAAGGAGAAAUUUACAAAAGAGGCCAAGCUCUGAAAUGGACAAGCUAAUUCUGAGUGACACUGAAUCACCACAGCUAACGACAGCCAGGAUUCCAAUAAAAGUGGAUCAUCCUGUGACUUUUACAACUUUCUCAGUACUUACUGUUGCUGCCACCUCUUUGCUACAUACUGUUGGAAAUGUAUUACAUAUAACAGUCCUUGUUACCUCAUUAUUUGAGUUGUGGAGAUCUCCUAUCAGAACUUUAUAUUACUGCACACUUCAGUGUAAAUACAGUAAAUACAGUUUUACUAAAUUAACAUUUUUAUUUGAAAUGUGUGGGUAGGUGGAAUCCCCUGGCCUCAUUAUUAAAUUAUACUAUUGCUCAUUUUAGAAACAAAAAUGAAAUGCAUUCCUCUUCUUUACAUACUUUUCCUCUUUCCCAUCUUGGGCUAUGAAACCCCAAACCAGGCACCGAUGGCUGGUUUUAAAGAAAUUUAUCACUAAUCUUGGACUAACUAAAUGUUAUUUUAGGUAAAGUAACCUCAGGCUAAUCAGGGUCUGUUAAACCAGUUUAAUUACUAAGCCAAAGUGUAUAGAUAACUACAGGUAGUGGACAAAAAAAUGGAAACACCAAUCUAAAGUUACUAGGCCACUAUGGUAUCCCGUACUGUGGAGUUCUCGGCGGACCGUUUUUGAUGAAACUGGCUUCUCUCGCCCCAGGUUGAAAUCUGCAGUCAAUUGAUCUGCAGUUGCUCGCCUGUUUUGCCUUGAACUUCGAAUUAAUGCACGGAUAUCACGAUCCUGGAGUAUGCGCUUCCACCUACUGUUGCCCUUUGCUGAUGAUGUCUUUUCCUCGGAGUUCCAUGCCGACAUCACCUUAGGCACCGUUGCUUGUGAAACAUCAGUAAGUUGAGCUGUCUUGGUCACUGAAGCUCCUGCCAAACGCGCCCCAACAAUCACCCCUCUUUCAAAGUCACUGAGGCCUCCUCUUGCAGCCAUGCUAGCCAUAAUUAUAGGCAACCAGGCCUGUCCAGCAUUUUUAUACAUGACCCUAAGCAUGCUGGGAUGUUAUUUGCUUAAUUAACGCAUGAGCCACACCUGUGUGGAAGCCCUUGCUUUCAAUAUACUUGGUGCCCCUCAUUUACCCAGGUGUUUCCAUUUUUUUUGUCCACUACCUGUAGUUUAGCUGUGCCUCAUAAAGGAACCGGAAUGUCUCAACUGCUUGGCAACAGAAGUGUUAUCGUUAAGUGUUUUAAUCAAGGAUGGCAGAAUACAGUACCUGGAAUACAAAUUCAGAACCUAUAACAGUAAUGCUUUAAAAAUAGGUUAAGGUGUGUCUAGUUAACUUCAGUUGAACCUUCACGGACAAUGGUUAAGAUGCAGUCAACAUAUUGUACUCUAUGACAUGUGAUUAUCCUAAGUUUUCCCCUUUUCUAAAAUGUACCUAAACAUGUUGAAUAAAUUGGAUGUGUCUGCUUCAGAGAGGCAGCAGCCUUCGGGAGGUAAAUCUAAUAUGAACACCUAGGCAGUGUCUCUUAGAAGUAUUUUGAGAUCCUGAAAGUGAGCCUACGUCUUCCUCAAGGUUGUUCUGAGAGGGCUCAAAGCAAAAUGACCCAUUAUUUGAGUUUGUUUUUUUAUUUAUUAAAAAAAUGCCCAAAGCUAGCAAAUAUUGCCUUCAUCUCUGUUCUACUGAGUGACAUCAUCAAGCUCACACCAAAUGAAGAUUCAGAAUGUCAUCCUGAAGCAUAAACCAUGGAGGAAGCAAGCAGUGUAUAUUCAAUUGGUAUUAACAGUGGAGAAUCUAAAAGCUUAGAAUUGUUGUACUUAAAAGUCAGUGAAAUUACAUAGUUGGACCUAUUUUAAUAUUUAUACUGUGGCGGUAUUUAGCUCUGUCACUGUUUUGAUUAAUUAAAUAAGUCCCAAUGUCCCCAUGAUGACUGAGUGCAGUCAGAUCAGAGCUGCAUUUCAUGGUACUGUUUUAAUAAGAACCAGACACGAUGUAACUUACCUUACGUUUUUCUUCAGGAAAUAUACAAAGGUUUCUUUGAAGGUUGCACUUAGUUCGUUACUUACCCCCAAUCCCACAAAAAAAAAAGUCUCUGCAGGUUUGUAAGACUGCACUUCUGCACACCAUCAAGCUUGAGUUGUGUAAUUCAAAAGAGAUUCUUCUGAAAGCGUGGGUGGAAUUUUUAAAGGUUUUUAUUAGGCCUAUCAUUAUCAUCCAUUUAACCCACACUGUUCACAACGUGCAAUGUGGCUCAUUAGAAAGGAAAAUGUGCACAGGAACGUGACAAUCUAAAUCAGGGGGAUGGUUUUUUGCUAUGUAAUAUCUGGCAUGAAAGAAUCAUCUGUUGUGUUGCUGUGGGCAUCAUUAGGAAACGUGGUUGAUCUAAAAUA
This is a messenger RNA of Acipenser ruthenus (sterlet), 3463 nucleotides long. RefSeq lists its product as uncharacterized. NCBI's taxonomy places the organism in Eukaryota, Metazoa, Chordata, Actinopteri, Acipenseriformes, Acipenseridae. The record is from RefSeq and is a predicted model, not a curated record. The transcript is spliced from 12 exons. Bases 140 to 1120 code for a protein of 326 amino acids.